Messenger RNA from Nicotiana tabacum (common tobacco), 591 nucleotides. RefSeq lists its product as uncharacterized. Lineage: Eukaryota; Viridiplantae; Streptophyta; Magnoliopsida; Solanales; Solanaceae. The record is from RefSeq and is a predicted model, not a curated record.
AUGAAACGACGAGGUGAUCCAAUCAAAUUUGUAUGCGUUCUAGUGUCUUCUGUUUUUGCUUUCGCUCUGUGUCUUUCAGUACUUAAACUUGACGAAAUACCAGUAGGAACUAGUAAUGCAAUUAAUUUAUCAGGAGUUAAGAAACUGAAAGUCAAUCCAACAGCAGCAGGAGGAAUUGGGAAGUUGGGCGAAGUGGUGAUCGGAAUGCUGCCUCAAGAUUUGGGGUUCACUUUAUUUUUGCCAUCUGAAAAAGCAUUCGAGCGGGACCUGGGUUUGGGCCCCAAUGAUUUGGUGAGCGAGAAUGGGAACGAUACAUAUGCAAUACUAACUCGAGUAAUGGGGUUUUCAGCUGUGCCGAGGGCGAUUAACUCGGAUGAUGUACAGUUGGGGAAGGAGAUUGAUUAUGAUUCUAUAUCGGGAUAUAUACUCUAUAUAUCGAAAGAUUCAGAUGGGUCAUUGAUAGUGAAUCGAAUUGCUUCUGAAAUGGUGGAUCUGAGAAGAGGGAAGAUAGUUGUACAUGUUAUGGAUGGGGUGAUAAUGGAUUCAGAAUUUGAGCACUCUGUACGACCUGGUUCCCAGGAGGAUAAUUGA